Molecule: messenger RNA, 1512 nt
Organism: Nerophis lumbriciformis (worm pipefish)
Lineage: Eukaryota; Metazoa; Chordata; Actinopteri; Syngnathiformes; Syngnathidae
Source: RefSeq, a predicted model, not a curated record
AUGGAAGGCCCGCUAGGCUUCACGGUGGUACUUGUUGGACUGUUGCUGUUGAUGUCUGCAUGGCACGCAGAUUCAAAGGAUGACGGAAAGCUGCUGUGUUCAUGCAUGAAUGAAAAAGGCACAUGUGUCAACGAUACGUGCAGGGGGGACAUCUGCUUCUAUACAUGGGUCCAGGGCCAUGAGGAGAAGGGUUGCUUCUCUAACCAAAACUACAUGGAGCAGUGCUUCACCUCCUUUGGACGCUUCCAUGUCUUCUGCUGCAAAGAGAACAAAUGCAAUGCAUUUGCAACGCCACCCCCAAACAUUGAUGGCGAGACAACCACAGUAGUGCCACAACAGCUUCGUCCAGAGUUGUGGAUCACUGCGGCUCUACUGUUCUUAUUCAUCGUGGCUAGUUUGUGCGGCCUGCUGAUCUUCGUACGCUUCCGGCGGGCACAUUUCCGUCUAAAAAAUGUAGAUGACCAUGAUGCUACCAUGCUCAAAGUACCUGCUGGAGAAGACCCGACAUACGGCGGUAUAUUUGAUGAGUUCUGUACAUCAGGGAGUGGGACUGGGCUUCCCUAUCUGGUCCAAAGAACUAUGGCCAGGCAAAUUUCGCUGGUCGAAUGCGUUGGUAAAGGCAGGUAUGGGGAGGUAUGGAGGGGAACCUGGAUGGGGGAGAGUGUAGCAGUCAAGAUCUUCUCCUCCAGAGAUGAGCAGUCCUGGUUCAGAGAGACUGAGAUCUACAACACCGUGCAGCUUCGCCAUGACAACGUGCUAGGUUUCAUAGCCUCUGAUAUGACAUCCAAGAAUUCCAGCACCCAGCUGUGGCUCGUCACCCAUUUUCACGAGCUCGGAUCACUCUAUGACUUCCUGCAGUACAGCAGCUUUGAGCCAGAGAGCUGCUUGAAGAUGUGCCUGUCAGUUGCUUGUGGUCUGGUCCACCUCCACACUGAAAUCGUCAGUUCCCAGGGCAAACCCGCCAUCGCCCACCGAGAUUUGAAAAGUAGAAACAUCCUUGUGAAGAGAAAUGGGCAGUGUUGCAUCGCCGACCUUGGUCUGGCUGUGAUUCACUCUCAGACCAAUGAUUAUCUGGAUGUUGGCCACAACCCUCGUGUAGGGACUAAACGCUACAUGGCGCCUGAGGUGCUGGAUGAGAGCAUAAGGAUAGAUGUCUUUGAGUCCUAUAAGCAAACGGACAUCUGGGCCUUGGGCUUGGUCUUCUGGGAAAUUUCACGCAGAACAAUUGUCAAUGGGAUAGUGGAAGAGUAUCGUCCUCCCUUCUUUGACCUGGUGCCUUCCGAUCCCAGUUUUGAAGAGAUGAAGAAAGUGGUCUGUGUAGACCAGCAGAAGCCCAGCUCGCACAACAGGCUGCACUCCCACCCGAUAAUGUCAUACAUUGUGAAGAUCAUGAAGGAGUGUUGGUUCCAGAACCCGCCAGCCCGCCUCACAGCUCUGCGUGUGAAGAAGACCCUCUCCAAACUGGACCAUGACAGUGACUUCAGCGUCAAGAAACUCAAACAGGAUAUCUAG